Molecule: messenger RNA, 1974 nt
Organism: Triplophysa dalaica
Lineage: Eukaryota; Metazoa; Chordata; Actinopteri; Cypriniformes; Nemacheilidae
Gene: utp18
Product: UTP18 small subunit processome component
Exons: 13
Coding region: 114-1670 (518 amino acids)
Biological process (GO): rRNA processing
Cellular component (GO): small-subunit processome; Pwp2p-containing subcomplex of 90S preribosome
Molecular function (GO): protein binding
Source: RefSeq, a predicted model, not a curated record
UCGCACACGUGUCGAGAGCGAGCAGAUCACGAGCGGAAGUGUAGUUCACAUGUGAGGCAGAUGAAGUGAAAACAGUCCUCGUGUCUUGAAGAAACACUGAAUGUCUCGAGCUCAUGAUGGACUCGACUGUGUCUUUAGUGAAGAAACAGAGACAGAACGCGAAGCGGCGUUUGAGUGAAGAGUCGGAUCCCGCCGCGCGCGUCGCGGAGGAGCGCAGUAAACAGAAGAAACACGCGGCGCUGUGCGCGACGCUCGGCGAGGACGACGCGUCCGUCCAACUGCUAGAGGAGCUCGUGUUCGGAGCGGACGAGCGACUCACUGAACGACUCACUCAGAAGAGUGACACGCUACUGAAAGAUGACGUCUGCAGCUCUUCAGAGGAUGAUGACGACAUACAUCAACAUCCUCCAAAGAACAAACCUGUAUGGGAGGAUGAAGAGGAUGACGUGGAAGAAGAUGUGGACGUGACGCAUCGAUAUCGUGUGGACUACAAAAAGAGCGAAGCGGAAACUAAGAUGAGCAAACAGAAGCUACAGCGACACUUAAAGGAACAGUUUCAGAAAGCGAUGGGUGGAACACCGAGCUGGGCGGAGGUGACUGUCAAAACGGCCAAGAAAAAAGAAGAUGAGUUUGAUGAAGAUGAUGAAUUGAUGCAGCGGACGGGAAACUUCAUCGGCUCAUCUGACAGUCUUCCUAAAGGAAUUAUUAAGAUCAAAAAGUGCUUGAAUGCCAAUAAUGAACGUCCAGGUGACGAUCGACUGACCUCGGUACAGUUUCACUCGACCGCUCAGAUUGUGAUGACGGCCGGUCUGGAUUGUUCUGUAUCGCUCUUUCAGGUUGAUGGCAAGACAAAUCCAAAGAUCCAGAGCAUUCAUCUGGAGAAUUUUCCGGUGAAUAAAGCUUCAUUUAGUGCUGAUGGAGAACAUAUUGUAGCCACAGGAUUGAGAAACAAACUCUUCUACAUGUAUGACAUGAUGGAGGGAAAAAUCCUGCCCGUGACUACUGUACGAGGUUUGAAUGAGCAGAGGGUGAAAGACUUUGAGUUAUCUCCAGAUGGAAAGUGUCUCCUCCUCUCGGGAUCAUCAGGUUAUCUUCAUCUCAUGACCAUGAAGACUCGAGAAGUGAUAGGCAGUAUGAAGAUGAAUGGGAAUGUGUGUUCAGCAGGUUUCACUGCAGACAGCAGUAAGAUCUUCAGCAGCUCGGUGGAUGGCGAUGUGUUUAUCUGGGAUGUGAGGAGCAGUAAAUGUUUAAAGAAGUUUACAGAUGAUGGAUGUGUAGGAGCCACAUCAUUGGCUCUGUCACCAGAUGACAUGUAUCUGGCCUGCGGGUCUCAGUCUGGUGUGGUGAACGUGUACUCUCAGAAGGAUUGUCUGCAGAAUACUGAGCCCAAACCUCUGAAGGCCAUCAUGAAUCUGGUGACCGCUGCCACGUCUCUGUGCUUCAAUAGCAACUCUGAGAUUCUGGCCAUUGGAUCCAGAGCGGAUGAUGAGGCCAAUCGAUUGGUUCACAUUCCCAGUUUCACAGUGUUCUCUAACUUUCCACUCAUGAGGAAAAAGACGAUCUUUCAAACCCGCUGUGUGGAUUUCUCUCCGAGGAGCGGCUUCUACACUGUGGCCAAUAAUAAAGGCCAUGCGCUCCUGUUCAGACUUCUGCAUUAUAAAAGUUUCUGAGUUUGCUCUGUGAGUGACAUCUGUCGUCACGUCCUGAUCGGCUGUCAGCAUCAAUAUGACUUUCACCUUCACUUCAGUGUUUCAUUAGUCUUAUAAAAACUGUUAAUAACAAGAUUACUACACAGAUUUUGUUCUCAAUAAUUCAUCUGAUUCGUUUUUAUGUACAGUAUAUAACAUAAAACCAUCAAACUCAAAGUUUUGUGCUUUGUUCAUCUGAAGCAGUUUCUGGAAGUGUGUUGGUGUGUGUUGUAAUACCAUGAGCUCUCCUCUUUGUUGCUCAUAAUUAAAUCUCUUUAUUACAGUA